Messenger RNA from Cherax quadricarinatus, 1450 nucleotides. It is a transcript of the gene Tim23, whose product is annotated as translocase of inner mitochondrial membrane 23. Gene Ontology annotation, biological process: protein import into mitochondrial matrix. Gene Ontology annotation, cellular component: TIM23 mitochondrial import inner membrane translocase complex; mitochondrial inner membrane. The record is from RefSeq and is a predicted model, not a curated record. Lineage: Eukaryota; Metazoa; Arthropoda; Malacostraca; Decapoda; Parastacidae. Gene Ontology annotation, molecular function: transmembrane protein transporter activity.
AAGGAAGGAAGGAGUGCGCAGACGACCCUGGCCCAGGUGGUCGUCAGACGUGACAGAGUCCAACAUUCAUAUUUCUUCAACGUUACCACCCACAAACUUCUAACAUGGCGAUGGAUAACAGAAGUGGAAGUAUAUUUGGCCUCGUCAAUCCGUCGUACGGCGCCUCGGACCCCGGGAUGAACGUCCCAUUAACAUCAAAUCCGGGACUGUCUCAGCUGUCACCAUAUUUAAAUUUCGACCCUGCCUACCUACAAACAACUCAACCAGAAUUUAUUGCAUUAGAAGGGGCUUCACAGAAGCGGGGACGUUUUGAACUUGCCUUCUCACAGAUUGGAGGAUCAUGCUUGCUUGGAGCUGGUCUUGGCGGAGCACAAGGGCUGUAUGGGGGCAUCCAGGAGACAGCGUUGGCAGGUCACACAGGCAAAAUCAGACGCACACAGUUGCUAAAUUAUCUGAUGAAGCGUGGGUCUGCCUCUGCUAAUACUCUUGGAGUUAUUGCAUUUAUGUACUCUGGCUUGGGAUGCCUCUUGUACUAUGCCCGUGGCAGCCAUGAGGAUGAAAUAAACACUGUGGGGGCUGCAACCAUGACAGGACUCCUCUAUAAAUCAACUGCUGGCAUGAGAAAGUGUGCUAUGGGAGGACUAAUUGGACUAGGCAUAUCUGCUGCAUACAUUGCCUUUUCAUCACGGGACAAACUGAAGGAUCAGUAUACACAUAGAUUUUAAUAGGUAAUGCUUUAGUUUCCAGCCGAAUGUGAAAAUUUGUGCUUUGACUUUAAAUGAAUCGGUAUCAGUAAGGAAUGACUGAAACCAAACAUGAAAAUAUUGUAAAUGUAAAGUAAAAAAUUAUCAACAAAUGUUAUCUUUCCCAUAAUGUGUAUCUUGCAUGAAAUAUAACAGUAACAUCAUCAUAAUUAUAUUUGUCUUUUAUUUUGAGGUAUAUUUGAGGCUGAUCUUCACUUUAUUUUUUGCCUUGUGUAGCAAAGCACGCUACUUAAAAUAGGACAGAAGAAAAAUAAUUUCCUCAUUUAUCGAAAGGAAGUUUAUUUUUAAACGAGGUUUUCUCUAUUAAAGUUGGUGAAGCAUACACUUUAAAGAUGGAUACUUUCUCAAAGAAAGGUUUCCUACUCGUAAAUAAUGUGAAGGGUUUAACGCAAGAACAUUUACCAUUAGGUCUAUCAGUCAUGUAGUGAACAUCUUUUGGCAAUGUGUGUAGUGCAACUCGGGUGACAACAGAUCAAAAUUGCUGUGAAGAUGCAGAGUAAAUUUGCUUGUUUUGGUCUUCAGAUAACCAUGGAUAAUCUUUUAUGGACUAAACUUCAAAAAAGUAUUAUGUAUUUAGGAAUUUUGGAGAAUUAUUGAAUGCUAUUUUCUUGAAUUAUGUAUUAUUUCUGUAAAUAAUGACAAGAACUUUUUAUAUACAAAUAAUGUAAUAAAAAAAUAGUAAAACA